AUGCAAGCCACUGUGAUGGUAGAAACAGACCCUGGUAAAAGCUACCACAGAAAUGGAAGAAACCUUCAAAAAGAUAAACCAUCUAAUCCUAAGAAAGACAAUUUUUUAUCUUCAAGUGGUUGUAACGAAGUCAAAUUGACUUUUCCUGACGAUGAAUGGGACUCCUUGGCUCUAGGGCCAAGAACUAAUGACGACAAAAUCAACAGUGUUGACAAGACAGAUUUAAUGGAGCCAUCUUUUUCAGUAAAUCAAGAUACUAACACAGAGAGUGCUUUCUCUCAGUCCAGUGAGUUUGAAGACGGUAUUGACUGUGCCUUUUUGAAUGAAACGUACUCCAUACAUUAUUCAGAGUCAAAACUUAAGAAUGAAAAUCUUACUCGUUUAUGUUCAGAAUUACAUCCUAACAUGCACAAAAGUGAGGAGGUGUUUUUUAAUAUUUUAGAACCUCAAGGUCAUAAUGGCAUUGGAUUCGAAAUAACUCACAAGAGUUUCGACACCGACUACGAGGAAGCUGCUGAAGAUGUGCAGAAGAACGACACGGACGACUCCCAGCAGGAGUAUCACAGCGCACAGCAGGACACACAGCAGGAGCACAUAAGCAACUACUUAUCUUUUGACCAAGCAAAAGCAUUAAGCAUAUCUAAUCUGUAUGCUGAUGAAUUGGAAAUUUCAGGUUAUGAAGUUAAAUGUGUUAGCGAUUUAGAAGAUAGCCAUGCUAAGUUAGAAAGCGGUCCUGUUACCUCUUUGGACUCACUUAAUGGUUUUGCACAAGAUUGUCCACCUGGUGCUUUUAAAUUUCAGGAUUCUGACAUGUUAAAAGAACAUCAUGGACCAAAGCAUGGAAAGGGUAAACAGCAAGAGCUCAGUCUGCCAUGCCAUGCAGCACUUGAUGACUUUGUACAAAGAAGGACUUCUCUCUUACAUCCUCAGAAACCACUAAACACCAAAAUCUAUGCUGAAGAAAAGAGCUCUCAAACAACUGAAAGUAAAGGUUUUUGUGGAGAUGGAAUUGUUAAGAACAGAUCAUUACAGCACCUUGAAAGUCCUGGCACAUUACCCCAGGCUGAUAAAGAUUACCAGACUUGCGGGUCCUCUAUCUUUGAUGACUCGGUCAUUUCUCUCUGUGGCUCUUCACAAUAUAAAAGCCUUCAAAGCACCCCUAACCCAGCCUUUGGUUUUUCUCCUAUGCUACCAAGGAUUGCCAUCACAGACAAGCAGGCAGGAGUAGAGGACAGCUCCCCGCAGCUCCUAAAAAGCAGUGCCAUAGGUAAAACAUGUUCUCAUGCUUUGAAAGAAACGUGUCUUCAGUCGUUGCCGGAUGCAGCAAGUUGCACAGUCACAGUUAACCAGAUGCUGGAUGUGAGUGCUGAUCUUGGGGCUUCUUACACAGCCAGCAGGGCAACAAGUGCAAGGUCUUCUGUGAUGUCCUUACCAAGCAACACGGAAAGAAUGAGGGUCAGUAAAAACCGACCUGAUGACUGGCAAUGUGAAAGGCGAAGUGUGGCUUGUAGUACAGAUUGGUCAUGCAAUCGUGACUGUGCAGAUGUGCGGAUGGCUAUACCAAAAGGACUGGGACGCUCUCUCUCAGCUGACUGCUUAAAGCCUAAUGGAAAUCCCCUAAAUGAGACAUUCUUGGAAUUGAGAAAAACAUCUGCUACCACAGAUGUAAAGAAAUACCCUGAGAGGGAAUUUCAGCUUUGUGAGGAGAUGGAUUUGCCAUCAAAGUGCUGUCAGAAAGCAAAAGAGAGAGCCGUAAAGGCAGAGAUGCACCUUCUGAAUGUUUGCUAUCAGAUGUGCCAUCACCACUGUUGUGACAUUUACAAACUCGUCAUGGGAAACAGAGCAGGAUUAAAUAGGAAUUUGCCAAGUGAUUUUGCUAAGAAGGAAUUAGGAUCAGCACUCCUGUCUGUCUGGGGAGACUUAAAAGUUAGAUACAUGAAUUUGAAAGAAAAAAUCCAGAAGGGCGUACCGCUGGAGGAGCUGCCCCCACUGUCAGUAGAGUCCAAGCUGUUAUCUGCUUUCUCCACUUUUGCCUCCAAGCUGAUAAAAGAAGAGUCACGUGACUUUUCAGGAGCGGAUUCUGACCUAGAUAAUCAAAGUGUACCUGAUGUUGAUGUUUCUCUAAGCCUAAAAAAGACAUUGUCACAAAUGACUGUUUUAUCUGACAGCAGUCAUCCUAAACAAGAUAAAUCACCCAAGAAAGAUGGUUUAAGAAAUGGUGACAUCAACAUUGAUCAACUGAGGCUUGAUGAUAAACGCAGAAACUGCUCUGAAAUAAGUGAAGAAUGGUUUGAUGCAAAAGAGAAGCUGAUGGGAGCCGACGUCUCAGGAAUACAAGAUAGUCUCCUGGAGCAGAGCAGGUGGAGUCCAAAGUUCCCAUUAGAAAUGAAGACCGUUGAAUUGCUGAAAAGAGAUAAAGGCUUCUUGAUACAUCUUGGUGGUCUUUGUUCUUCAGUAUCUGAGGCUGAUUUGUGGUCUCAUUUCCAGAAAUACCAAGUUUCUGAAGUUUCAAUUUUUGACUCUCCUACCAAUUACAGAUACGCAUCUCUUGCUUUUACAAACAACAAUGAUGCAAAGAUGGCUGUGAAGGAAAUGAAUGGUAUAGAAAUAAAUGGAAAAUCUGUAACUGUGCGGCUUGUGAAAACUCCUGGAGAAUACACAGCACGACUUUGCGCCAAAAGUGGAAACAAAGUUAGUCUGAAUCAUUUGGAGAAAAACACCAACAAAGAAGGUAUCUCAGUCUCCUCUGUUCCUCGAUUGCCCAAAACUAGACCAAGGCGGCUGGAAUCUGAGCAAGACCGUGAAUUUUCCUCUUUGGACCAGGAGGGUGUCAAGAAAAAUUGUAAACAGAUUGACUCUAUUAGGUUAUUACCUGAGAUACCUGUUCAGCCCAUACCUCCAAAUACAUUGAACCUUCGUAGCUUUACCAAGAUCACGAAAAGGCUGGCUGAGCUGCACCCAGAAGUCAGCAGAGACCGCAUUAUAAAUGCUCUUCAGGAAGUGAGAGUGAAUCAUAAAGGUUUUCUGAAUGGCUUGUCUAUUAGCGCUAUUGUGGAAAUGACUUCAUCUUUUCUGAGAAACUCAGUUUCCCAUUAG
This is a messenger RNA of Nannospalax galili (Upper Galilee mountains blind mole rat), 3096 nucleotides long. RefSeq names its product RNA binding motif protein 44 (gene Rbm44). Bases 1 to 3096 code for a protein of 1031 amino acids. The record is from RefSeq and is a predicted model, not a curated record. Lineage: Eukaryota; Metazoa; Chordata; Mammalia; Rodentia; Spalacidae. The transcript has 15 exons. Gene Ontology annotation, molecular function: RNA binding.